CACGGACACAUCCGGACCAAAUUCUUUCCCCACACGCCACAGCUUUGUUUUGGUUCCAGCACGGAUCCAUUUUUACAUUACAAGAUAUGAAAUAUGGCGAGCCAACUUGAACGCUCUGCAGAUGUGGACGCUUUGGUCAAAAGACUGGAGAAGGAGUCGCUGGCUAAGUUUGUCACUUUUUCUGUGGACCGACAUUACAAUGACAAAGAUUGGCAGCCUUUACCUGUGAACCGAGUCCACUGGCAGUGGGCCGGCGGUUCUGGGAUGCCUUCGAUUGAAUUCACCGGAAUCCCUUUCAUGUUUGUGGGCUCUAAAAGGCUUGUCUGCCAUCAAGGCAAAGAUCUUGCUGUGGCCCAGAAGAGGAAAUAUUUUGAAGAAAAAGCUAGAAAGAUGCUAGAAGACCACAGCUUUGGCUGCCAGAAAACCCGUCGCCCAUCUACAAAAAAGGUGGGAUGUCCAGCAGCCAUAUCAAUCAGCAAGAUUGCAACAUUCCCUAAGUUCAAGGUGGUGGACAGUGCAGAAAGGAGUAAGAAGGCAGCUUCAAAAAUGCUGAGAGUGGCCCUGGAGAGAGACCCGGUCAUUUGGGAAACACGCUAUGCUGUCCUACAUUCAAGUGAGCAUGCAGGACACGCAGAUGGGAAAAAUGAAGGAGAUGCGACCUCACGAUCUGACAUGAUCUCAUGCAAACGAGCGAGGAAGUCAGAUCUGAGAAGGAAAUGCGUCAAACUCACUAAACAACUCCUGGACAGCUUAAACUCUAUUGAGGACUAUCAUAGCCUUGAGGAGGUUUCACAAGUUUUAAGCACCCUGCUGAAAGACUUAGCUCAUCUGAACAGCAAGAUGGAGGGAAAGCCUCUUCAUUCUCAAGGCAAGAACUCUAGAGCUUUAUCUGAAGUUCCAGCCCUUCUGUCACAGGGGGACCCCAAGGGACCUGAAUCUGCUCACAGUGAUUGUUUAGGAGCUCAGGCAGCCAGUGACCAGGAACUCACCAUUUGAACAUCACAAUUUAACAGUUCCAGUCUGACUGUGAUUUUUAAAGCUUUUUGUUUUGCUUUUGUUUAGAUUGUUUGGUGUUCCUGUUACUGGGAGUAAAUGACUCCAAUGUCAUUUACUUGUAAAUGUCUGUAGGAUGCCCUCAUAUGAGCAUCCUACAAAAUUCUCACAUUUUGUGAGAUUGGUUUACGUUUUUGUCUUACCACAGGUGUGUUUGCAGGGUAAGAUUUUGCAACUUUGUUACUUAGAAAUGUGAUUCUUUUGAAUAACAAACAUAUUGGUUUGUGCAAAGUGGCUAACUUGGUCCUUUUACAUUUCUGGAGAAAAUCUUAGAUUGUUUUAUUGCCAUAUAGUUAAAGGAAAAGCACUGUGCAUUUUGAAAAUAUUAGUAAUUACUGAUAGACUAAACUGUUCCAUAGACAGGUGACUGAUUUAGCACUAUUAUUUUUUGCCAAAGGAUAAACUCUGAGCUCUUUAAAAUGCCACUGCUUUAAAAUGCUAAAAAAAAAAAUAAUAAAAUUGACAUUUAGUCUUUUUAAAAUAAUAUAUAAUGAACAAAGCAUAUGAUCAAACCAGCCCAGAAAUGGUUCACCAGACAUAAAAUUAGUCUUUGCAAUACUGCGGAAAUUGAUCUAAAGAUUAUCUCCCUUAAAACCUUGUGCAGCUUUAUACGACUGAGUGCUUUCCCUUGAAAACAACAAGGUGACCUUGCCAGAAAUAAUGGUGUGCCCUAUUUUUCACUUAAUGACUGCUGGAGAUGGACAUUAGCACUUUAUUUAUCCCUGCUCAAAGAAAAUUUGGAAUUUUGCCAGUAAAAUUUGUAGAAAGCUUUUUUUUGAAAAUCUUGAGCAAGGUUGUACAGUUUAACUAUAAAUAUGUUUGCUUUUAAAGAUUUAUUUUAAGAAUAUAAGCUUUAAUUCUUGCAUUUACUGUUUUUAAAAGGCAAGUUGUUCUUAUUACAGAAACUUCAUUUCAAAAUCUAUUUUAUUCAUCUGGAUAGUGUCAAUAAAUUAGUUUUUAUUUCA
Messenger RNA from Xiphophorus couchianus (Monterrey platyfish), 2018 nucleotides. RefSeq lists its product as uncharacterized. The coding region runs from base 94 to 996 and encodes 300 amino acids. The transcript is spliced from 6 exons. Gene Ontology annotation, molecular function: DNA-binding transcription factor activity. The record is from RefSeq and is a predicted model, not a curated record. Lineage: Eukaryota; Metazoa; Chordata; Actinopteri; Cyprinodontiformes; Poeciliidae.